Bombus impatiens (common eastern bumble bee) is the source of this 1977-nucleotide messenger RNA. It is a transcript of the gene Or105, whose product is annotated as odorant receptor 9a. Lineage: Eukaryota; Metazoa; Arthropoda; Insecta; Hymenoptera; Apidae. The transcript has 10 exons. The coding region runs from base 712 to 1752 and encodes 346 amino acids. The record is from RefSeq and is a predicted model, not a curated record. Gene Ontology annotation, molecular function: odorant binding; olfactory receptor activity. Gene Ontology annotation, biological process: detection of chemical stimulus involved in sensory perception of smell; sensory perception of smell. Gene Ontology annotation, cellular component: plasma membrane.
AUCUUCUUCCCUACGGCCUGUACGAGAUAAGCUGCUAUCCAUCUAUCGUUCGAUUUAAGGAACCCUGUGUACCCCGCUGCUUAGACUCACCUACUUUCGUUCCUGUAAAGAAGGUUGCUCGGCACAGAGAUUUUCAUCAUAUUUUAACUUCAAGUAUCGCCCCUUAAAUAUUUUUACACCUGUAGCCGAAUACACUAUAUAGCAGCUUAUUGAUUAAUAUAAUAUGCGUAUAAAACUUUGGACGAUGCGUUACAAAUAUACAACGCAACAAGUAAUUGGGUGUCACUGCAAUGUCGAUCGCACACAUAUGCAUGCUUCUUGCUCGUAAGAUAUUAACCACCAAAGAAUUUUCAAGGAAUAAAUUGAUUGAAAACCUGCUGCUAUCGCCGAUCGUCAUCGACUAAGGUUGUGUCACAACCAGUGAGGUCGAUAUUUCAGGGUAACCACAGGUUUUCAAUUCCCAACGCAAAUGAUUGACAUUCCAGCAACCGAUGGCCUAUUAUUUUCACAUCUACGACAUAGUUAUUAUUCGAUGUCGUGCUACCCAACAUUGUGCUAUAAUGCAUACUUGCCGUGUUUCAGGCAAACAACAAGCAAGAUUUUAAUGUGUUCGAUAUUAGCUACCAUAAGCCGCUUAAACAGUAUCUGUCAAUUUGUGGGAUAAAUCCGUAUCAGGAAGAUCGUACUAGUAAUAUUAUAGUAAUUGCAAUAAUGUGCGGUUUUAUAAGCUUCUUUGGUCCAACGUCUAUGCAGCUAUACGAUGCCAUACGUAACAAAGAUUUCGAUAACGUCAUCCUGAAUUUACCGCACAUACUUACAGUAUUUAUCAGUGUUGCAAAAAUACUAAACAUCUAUUCCAACAAAACGCUGUUUAGAAAAUUAUUUAAUUCCCUGGAAGAAGAUUGGAAAUUACUGGAAUCAAAAAAUGAAUUACAAAUGCUAGAUAAAUUUACCAAACACGGCUAUAAACUUGCAUAUCUGUACAGAAGAACGUUAUUAAUAGCUCUCGUAAUAUUUCUGUCCCUUCCAUUAUAUAAUCCCGUCCUAGAUAUUAUUAUACCAUUAAACGAAACCCGACAACGAAAUAAUGUAUUUCAAGUUCACUAUGGUGUCCUAGAUAACGAAGAACACUUCUAUAUCGUGUAUGUGCAUUUAUCUCUUUGUGCGAUUAUUAUCGUGGUAACGAUAAUCUCGGUAGAUUCGUUAUACAUUACUAUUAUUUAUCACGCUUGCGGAUUAUUUGCAGUAUGUGGAUCCCAGAUUCAGAAAACUGCAGAAAAUAAUUUUGUCGAGAAAAAUGGUACUAACAUACGCAACAUUGGAUACGAUGCUUUCAAAGAAUGCGUGAUGAUGCACUAUAAAUGUCUUCAACUUUAUGACGUCCUCGAGAAAUGUUGCCGGAAUUUGUACUUGAUUACGAUGGUGUUGAAUGCAAUCAUUCUCAGCGUAACAGCUGUUGAAGUAAUUGUGUUCUUGGACCGACCGGCAGAAGCCAUCAGGGCUAUUGUCUACCUCAUAGCAGAACAAUUUCAUUUGUACAUGUUUAGUCUACCAGGGCAAACAUUACUGGAUCAAAGUGUAGAAUUGUCCAAUAAAAUAUAUGACUCGGAUUGGUAUAAAAUACCGACAAAAGCUCAAAAGGUAUUUUACCUAAUGCAAGUGAGGUCCAACAAACCGUGUAUAUUGACAGCAGCGGGGAUGUACGAGAUGAACAUUGAAAGUUUUGGAAUAGUACGUAAUAAUGGAAAUUAAUAAAAGUAUCAUGUUAUAAUAAUUUAAGCGGAUGUUAGUAAUAAUAAUUCUUUAAUUUCAAGACUGUUAAAGCUUGUAUGUCGUAUUUCACCAUGUUCUUGUCACUGAGAGAAUAAUCGUUCGUACCUACUCGAAAAUAUUCGUUUCUAGUAAUUUUAUGGUUUAAUGACAACCCAAUCUUACUUUUUCUAAGAGUUAUGUCAAUAUUAUAUGAUUAUGACUACA